This is a messenger RNA of Fusarium vanettenii 77-13-4, 1020 nucleotides long. RefSeq lists its product as uncharacterized. Bases 1 to 1020 code for a protein of 339 amino acids. Lineage: Eukaryota; Fungi; Ascomycota; Sordariomycetes; Hypocreales; Nectriaceae. The transcript is spliced from 3 exons. The record is from RefSeq and is a predicted model, not a curated record.
AUGGCUGCACCGCAGACAGGUACGAGUAUAUUAGACCAGUUCCCGCCUGAGAUCUACGACGAGAUCGGGUCCAACCUCACAGGGAGGGAACUAGAUGGCGUCACACGAUCUUCUAAGCGCCUACGGGCUUUAUUCCUCCGGUCACUGUUCCAUACUAUUCGAUUCGACCACCUCCAGCCAGCCGUCAGGGACCGUCUACGUCGCUUCAUCAAUCACCAGACGCCUGAAAAGAUGACCGAAAUAUGGACUGCUGUGCGCCGUGCAUCUUUCCUAUUCCCCUUCCCACACUCGAUAUCCGACUUCGACUUGGAAGAGAUGCUGCCGUUGUCCCAAGAUGCGCUCCGCUUUCAGGUUUUACAAGCCGUCAGACUACUAUCCCACGUUAGGCAUCUGACCAUCGACUUGGAACGUUUCGGCGACCGACAUAUAGAUACGUUCCGAGCCGCUCAUCCCAGUGCCCCGAGAUGGGAGCACUUGGAGAGCUUGCGACUCACUGGCCUCGGGGAAAACCGCCGUUUCGCGGCUGCCCUGAUUCACAACUCCUCCCCCAACAAGCUCAAGGCUGUUGACCUGAGCGGGAUUCACUCUUUUCUUUUGUCGUCAAAGACUGUUGCUAACAGAAAGGUGCAGGAGCAAUCCCUUGAGCAGAUGACAGAGGCCCUUCGGCAAAUGCCCUGUCUGGUGCGGUUUGCCUUUACGCUUCAUAUAAAUCGCUUUCAACCUGAUACCAUCCGCGACAGGUUGGGGUUAGACGAGAAUGGCAACGAGCCACUGACCGACAACGAGGUGUGGUGGUGGUAUACCGCCCAAGUCCAACGCAUAGCAGACGCCGUUCCGCAGUUUGAAGAGGUCUGCGUUUUUGGGAACUUUGGCAGUUCCAUGGGAGUGGACAUCGCCGGAAUCUACCGUGGUACUAAGAUCGAAGAUGGCAAAAGCAUGCACGUCCUUGUUGACGCGGUCCAGCCGGGGGUGGAAUGCUUGACAUUCCCCUGGGGUUUGGACAACGAUAUAUAUCCAUAA